This is a messenger RNA of Helobdella robusta, 3147 nucleotides long. RefSeq lists its product as hypothetical. Lineage: Eukaryota; Metazoa; Annelida; Clitellata; Rhynchobdellida; Glossiphoniidae. The transcript has 15 exons. Gene Ontology annotation, biological process: vacuolar acidification. Gene Ontology annotation, cellular component: RAVE complex. The record is from RefSeq and is a predicted model, not a curated record. Bases 1 to 3147 code for a protein of 1048 amino acids.
AUGGCACAAUUCUUCAAAAAUAACUUCCAGGAAGAUAGAUGGCGGAGGGCGGCCCUCAAGAAUGCCUUCACCCUGAUCGGCAAGCAGAGGUUCCAGUGUGCCGCUGCAUUUUUUAUCCUCGCUGGGGCCAUUCAAGACGCCGUGGAAGUGUGCUUGAAGAACUUGAACGACAUGCAACUAGCGAUUGUUGUUUUGCGCUUAUACGAACAAGAAUCAGCAGCAGCAGCUUCUUCGUUGUCGUCAUCAUCAUCACUAUCAUACAAGAAACUUCUCUCCGAAAAAAUUCUAGGAUCCCUUUAUAGAGCGGCGACAUCAACUUCAAUGACGUUAACGACUUCAUCUGACCCGUUCUUACGCAGCAUGGCCAAAUGGAUCCUGAACGACUACACCGGAUCUCUUGAGACGCUACUACAAAAUGAGGACGACGACGACGACUCGAGUGUUUUUAAUUUUUACAUCUAUCUGAGAUCGCAUCCUUUGAUUCUGAAGCAGCAGCAGGUCGGGAAGAUUCAGAAGAUGAAUUCUCUGGUGGAUAAGUUUGCUCAGGUGAAUUGCGUCACCCCAGUUGAGAGGAGAUUGUACUUCAUGACAGCCCACGAGCACCUACGAAAUGGCUGCCCCGCCCUCGCUCUCGAGGUCCUCAUGAAGUUACCCCCAAUGAUAUCUCCACAAAUUGAUGACGACAACGACGACAAUGUCGCUACUACCGUCACUACUACUGACACCACUACUACCGAAACUACUACUACAAUUACUGCCGAUGCUAUAAAUAGCAAUAGAGAAUCGGCCAAUGAGAGCGCGGGUAAUUUUAUGAAUGAAUAUUCAACUGCUGAGGCAUUCGAUUGGAGCCAACCCGUCUAUAACAGUAUGAAGAGUCGUGAUAAUGAUGACGAUCAAUUAGUUCUGGAUUUCAGUGUCGGUGGUGAUGAUGACGAUAGUGGUGAUGAUGAUGAUGAUGAUAUGGGGAGGAGGAAGAAGAAGAAGAAUGUUGAUGAUGAUGACGGGAGGGUGAAAGAAGAAGAUGAUGAUGGUGCCGAGGGGGAGAAAAAAUCCAAGAUGGCUUCAGAUAACGUGAAGCAGCAGCAGCAUGACGUAAUGGCCCAGCAGUUCAAGUUCAUAGCUUGCUUGCGCAUGAUAGCUGACGAGCUGGCCACACUGGCAGCUGGGUUCGGGGUUGAUGGUGGCCAGCUUCGCUACCAGCUGUACUAUUGGCUGGAGAGCGAGGUGGAAGUGCUGAGGAGAGUCUGCAGUUACCAGGAGGAUCAUACGUCGUCCAUCAGCUGUGAUGAUGACGAAGACGACGGUGUGGAUGACGAUGACUUCUUUUUAGAAACGAAACGCCAGCGAAUCAGGAAGAAGCGGAAGUGGCUGAGAGCCAAUCACAACCUUCUAGUAACCUUACUCAGUUACACGAUACUGCAUGACAGCAAUGGUGGCGGCUACGCUUCUGUCAGGACUGAGAUACUACUGCUUCUGCAGCCAAAAAACAGCAGCAGUAGUAGCAGCAGUAGCAACAGUCGUCUUCUAUCUAAACCUCUUCCUAUCCCAAGAGACAUCCCCAUGCUGACGUCAGCCCUAAUUGGACCGCACUCCGUGGUGACGGAUCUACUCCAGUACCUCGGGAAUAUGUGUCACGACUUGCUCUCAACGUUCGCCUGCAUGGGCAGUCCUCCUGAUAGCAGCUACCCCAGAGAUAAGAUAUACCACAUAUUUGCCGUUGGGGCUGGCCUAUCAUCGUGCGUUUACCAGAGUUUAAGUGGGGACCACAGCUCAUUGGAUAAUUCAAAUACCACACCAGGAUUGGACGGUGGCCUCUUUGCGUUCGGCCAAUCACAGAGGGAAAGUUACCUGCUUGGUCGAGCCGGUAGGCGGAGCUUAACUGAUGAUUAUUCAGAAGCGCCUAAAAGUGAACCUUCGAAAUGGCCUGGCGUCAGCUAUCUGACGUCACUGUUGAAAAAAAUUCACGAAGACGAUGCUCCACAGCUAAUAACCCUCCUCCUCCAAUCACUGCUCUCCGUCUAUCUCAGCCUGCUCUGCUAUUCGCUGGCUACUUACGAUGCCCCAGUUAUCUCGCGCCUCAUUGGUCAGCCGUUGAAUAAGGAAUGUUGGGGUACGGUAUUUGGGGGAGGAGUUAAACAGUUAGUGAAGAUGGCGCCUGUAUCUAGCACGAGUAGGACCAACAAUUCUAGUGUGAUCGUCAAUGGAGCUAUUCAGCAGCAGCAGCAGCAGCAGAUGUUACAACAACAGCAGCAACAACUACAGCAGCAACAACUACAGCAGCAACAGCAGCAACGGUUUCAUGGCGACAGCUAUAGAGAGAAAUUUAUCCCGCCGAAAAUGAGCAUAAUUAAUUAUUUCCUUUCAAGGUCGGACCAACAGCAGCAGCAAACUUCAAAGAAGAAUGAUGAUGACGACGACGACGAUGCCGAAGAUGAUGACGAUGAUGAUGAUAAUGAUGGUGACGUCGGUGCUGAUGAUGAUUAUGCUCCGGGUGGCGCUUGUGGUUAUGGCUCUGCCCGAAAGAAAAAUAAAAAAGCGUCAAGGUCGGACACGACUCACCUCGAUCCUGAUUCGUUGCCGUGGAAGUUGAUACGAUACGCCGUGGUGAGGUACGUGAAUGUCAGCUUGGGAGCUUUCCUACCAGCCAUCGGGUUGGAACCCGGAGAGCUGGAUCACAGUUCCUCCCUGUUGGAUUCCGUGGUCAAGAAUCUGCUGAGGUGGGAGGCGGGACUUAGGAGAGAGGUCGACGGCUCUUCCGACUCUAUCGAGAUACCAAACUUGUACGUGGAACCAACCUCCCUAUUUGGUAAUGUCACUAUUCAGAAGUACAGCUCACUGAUGGACAGCAAGAAUACGCCAUUCCUAUCUAAACACAAAACUGCAAAGCCUGCGAAAAAGCUAUGGACGGAGUUGGUUUCGAAACCUCAACUGCAAGAUAUUUUCAUAAAAUACGUCUUCAAAAGUAAAAAACUUCCCGCUACUGCAGAAAUUACUACUUCCGGUUUUGAUAAUGAUUACAAUGAACCAAUGAAAAUCAUCCACAAAGAUCAAGACGUCAUUACGUCAUUUGCCAUCAACCAAGUAGUAGUAGUUGUAGUAGUAGUAGAAGUAGUAAUAGUAUCAAUAAAUUUAGUAGUAGUAUUAUAG